Macrobrachium nipponense is the source of this 13879-nucleotide messenger RNA. RefSeq lists its product as uncharacterized. The record is from RefSeq and is a predicted model, not a curated record. The transcript is spliced from 4 exons. The coding region runs from base 191 to 1975 and encodes 594 amino acids. Lineage: Eukaryota; Metazoa; Arthropoda; Malacostraca; Decapoda; Palaemonidae.
GGUAUCGUGGUGUUUAGUAGGAACUUGGGUAUUAGUAACAUAAUCAUUAUGUGGUAACAAAGUUGAACGCUAAACAAUUACUGUCUGCUAUAUGCUGAUUUAGCAUUUUCACAGAUGACUAUGAGUCCAACCAGGGUUUGAUGCAAGAGUUCAUAUCCAGAUGGCUUCCUAGACUAUUAUUUUAAGGAGAAUGGCCCUACUGAGAGUACUUGAAGGUGUAUGUGAAUUAUAUGAAAACUUUCAAAAUGAUGCAACCAAUAAGACACCAGUUCCCAGUAGCUUACAACCUCGAGUAAACAUUAAACGUCUUACUUCUGCAGACUUAGCCAGGAUCUCAAAGAAGCCUGUUACAAAAAAUACAAGAGAUUUUGAUUCUUUGUCCUUAUUUGAGGAGGAUGGGGGCUUUCCAUUCCUUGGCUUUGGUAAAUACGGUGAGCCAACAGUCCAGUUUCCAACAUUGACAAGGUCUUUGAGUAAGGGAUUUCAAGAUUCUUCCAAGAAAAAUCAAAAUUUUUUACCAAAAAUAAAUAUAAAUGGACACACCAAGAAAAGAAUAGUCAUAAAGUGUCAAAACAUCUUAGAUACAAGGAAAUCUGUUGGCUCAUCUGGUAAAACACCUCAUGUGCAAAAAGAGUCUGUGUCUAUAAACACAAGUAGUCUCUCAAGUGUUGCGACUGGGGAUUCUAUGAAAACAAACAAUCAGACUGUAGGAAAUCAGUUCAUAGAAUUAAAUAUGACAGAGCAGAUACCAAUUAAGAAGGAAAUUAAUGAAAAGUACUUUGAUGACCAUGACAUUACCAUAGAAACUGAAGACUUUGAUUAUGCAUGUAGUGUAAAUGACAGAAUUUUAAGUCCCCCGUCUCAAGAACUGCACUGUAGCACUGGCACAAAUCAUGUUGCGUUUUCAGAAAAUGUAGUUAAUGAGAGUUGUGGUUUAUCCUCGGUAAACAGGGAGAGUUUUGUGUUUCAAGAGUGUUCAGAUCAGGCCAAUGGUUUAAGUAGACCAAACAAGCUAACAGAGCUAACUACUUUGUUGCUUGAACUGAACAACAAAAAUAAAAACAUUGACCAAAAGUUAGCAAGGUUAAAACGAACAUAUGAGGCUAAAGUUUCCAAGGUUCAGCAAGAGAAGACAGCCAAUGAGAACAAAAUUCAAGAAACUUUAGAGAAAAUUCAGAGGUGGCAAGAAAAAUUGGAAACAUGCAUCGAUGCAUCUGUCCCUGAGGAUGAAAUUACGACAGGAACAUCCACUCUUACUCAAGACAAAAAUAAGAGAUUGAAUAGAGGGACCUCAGCCAGGAAGAUAACAGGUGAAACUUCCAAGGAGAAUUUAGUGUCUAGUCACAGUCAAUCCAUAAAGACAGAGAGCAGUUGCCAUGACCCAGAGCCAAUUGUCAGUAUUGGCAAUUUUGUCAGGGAUAUUGCGGAAUGUGAUGACUCAAUAUCAGUAGAAAGCAUAGAUGCAGAACUUGUGUGCUUGAGUGAUCUUUACAGUGGAACAAGUAAUAGUUUUAGUGAUCUUGAGUCUUUAGGAGAUAGUCCUGAAAAUGAAUUGCCAAAAGCUAAGAAAAUGAAAGCAGGCAAAGACAGAUCUCACGAAAAUAAUUUAGUGGAAAAAGCUUCUCAUUUCUUACCAGUUGUUUGUUUAAAGGAUAUAAAUUCCUCCAAGAAGGGAAGCAUUAAGGACAAGAUAAAGUGUGGAUCAUACAUAGUUGUGAAACUGUCUUCGAAAAAAUCUGUCAAACAUUACUGUGCUGUUGUGAGAAACAAGAUUGAUAGUGGUGACUAUGAAGUCCAGUAUUUGGAAAGGAAAAAUCAGAGUGAAUUCAUCUUUCCUGAGAAGGAGGUUGUGUACAAAAUAGAAGAUAGUGACAUAGUACAGUUACUUCAGGAUCCUACAGUACACAUGAAAGGUCUAAGGCUUUACUAUUCAUUCCCUGGUAGUAAUCUAGAUAUGAUCAAGUCUUUUACAUAGAUGGAAAAAUUUUUCUUUUGUUUUUUUUCCAUUAACAAAUUGUUCUUCAACAAUGGUUAUUUAAUAGUAGAGUGGAAUAUGUGAUUUGCCAACCAAAAAUGUUUCCCUUAGGCUUUCACCGAAGAAAUAGAGUUAUGUUGAAAUUAUUCUUGUUUUCCAUUGAAGGUCCAAAACAAACUUGAUUUAACUUCAUUUUUAGUGUGUUCAUGCAGUAGGCAGACUUUGCAAAUUUAUUACUUUCUCAGGUAGAUAAUUAAUAUUUUUAUAUGUAUGGCUACAAAAAUAUUAUGAACUUUCCUCUGCCUUUCAUAUGGCUGUUUAGGAUUUUAGUAAUUUGUAAGUUUUUAUUUUAAUACCUUUGGGGUAUACUUUUGGAACUUUUUGUGCAAACUCAAAAACCUCUAAGUGGAGACAACUGGUUCCAAAGUGCAGACAGUUGUUUCCAACUGUGAAGAUAAGUUUUGCAAAAGAAUUUUAUUGUCAAGUAAUGACAAUGGUAUUUUAAUGGUAAAUUUUUAUGUCCUAUGAAGUUGACUUGUAUGUCACAUGUUCUAGAGUAGGAUUGAUCUUUUUGGGGUGUGAAUUUUUCUGUUUCCUUCAAGCUGUAUUCACACCCAGGUACAAACUUUGACUCGGUUAUCUAGGUAAACUACUUAAAAUUUAUGAUAAGAAAAAUGAUGGUAAUGAUGUAAAAAAGUUGGGUAUGUAAAUUGGAUUCCAAGCACUGUUUGCAGGAAAGUUAGGAGGAAUAAUUAUAAAUUUAAAUCUAGAAGACCACUUGCAUUUUGGGGAAAAAGCCACUUGCUUCAUUUUGCCGACCUUUUCAUUCAUUUCAACCAAGUCUUUCAAUACAAGGUUGUUUUAAGCAGGGACUGAUGAUGCAAAUGAGACCACUUCUGCUUCUUCCCCCUGCCAACAAGAUCUCAUUAGUUGUUGUGUUCUUGUUUCUGGUAUGAAUGUAUGUACCGUUAUAUGAUUAACAAGCUCAUUUUGUCCAUCCCACCUUGCAGUUAAUUAAUGUCACUGUUUGGGUUUUAUAUAUUCACAUUUGUUUGAGUAUUCAUCACAUAGUCAAUUUUUUUCUUGAUUAUUCUCAAGUUGGAUGACUUGACUUGUGUUGGCUGUAUGUACUUGUUUCUGUACGUUAGGUUUUGUUGAACCCAAAAAUUUUGACCUGUUUAUGAAGUUUCUUCAUCAGUUUAUUGUAAAUUUGUUACCAAGUGUCAAGAGUUACCAUAUGUCAGUGAUUGCAGGCAUUUUUCAAUACUGCUCUUGGCAACAGAAGAACCUUGCAAGUCUUCUUUUCACUGUUAUACUUAGCUGUGGAAGUUCAAGUAUCCUCAGACUUUAUUUUCUUCAACUGAGAGCACGGAAAAGUGGUUUCUAUGGUCUUUUUAAAUGUGAUAUGGUUUAUAUGUGGUGUGUAUUUUGUCAUUAUGGACUACCUAAUACUUUAUCAGUUGUUAGGGAAAUGUAUGCCAUUUUUCACCAGGAAACUGUUUUUUUUGUUUAAAACAUUUGAUCUGCUAAGAUCUUAGGUAUUUUGAGCAUUGCAGUUAUUACUUAAGUAAUCCUUCUCAUAACUUGGCUGAAUAUUUGUCUCCUUUUGGGUUAAAAGUUUCUUUGUAUCCUCUUUUAUUACAGUGAUUAUUUGGCAUGAUUUGCAUAGUUAUUGUAUUCAAAGUUUCCUGUAUUCCUUGUAUAGAUCGUGAUAAAAACCAAAUAAUGAUACUGUAGUAGUGUAAUCUAAUGGUCAGAGAUCCAGAUUACAAGAGGCACUAAAGAUGCCACCUCUCUUCACAGCCCAGGAUAGAUAAGUUAGCAGUAAAUAGACCAAACAAGUAAACAGUCUUUAGUACUACGUAUUAUUUAACUCUAAAAUAAUAUUUUACAUCUCGAUACAGUAUUGAAAAAAUAAAGCUCUUUGAAACAUUGGUUUUUAUUGAUCUACGUAGAUUGGAAAAUUGAAGCUUUGUGAAGCAUUUAUUUGUAUGCAUGGAAUUAAGUUGGUUGAAAAAGUUUGAAGAUUUCCACGCAUUCUCUUAGUAUGGCAGGAGAUUAAUCUGCAAGAGAAAUGAAUAAAUGUGACUCAGAAUCUUGGUUUGUAAGUAAAGUUGUCGAAGUUUGUGUUUGUUCUUUUUCUAUAUGAAUAUGCAAGUAAAAUUAGGUAUAAAUGAAAAUAUUUAAUGAUAUACAUGAUUGCAUGAUUUUUGGGAAUGUCGCAGAUGUAAACAGUGUAAAGUAUUUGACAUUUUAUGUAGUAUUUAUUUUAUUAAUUGGCCAACCCUAUGUGAGUUAAGAGUUUUAACUCUGUUGUAUGGUUGAACUUAGUGAUAGUUUCUUAAAUAUCUUUGUGCAGGUUAGGUUUUUAGUUAAAAUGAUAUUGUAGGUUCAGUAAGGAUGGGUGUUUAUGUAGUAGUUUAUUACUGUGUAGGAAGGUAUUUGUACAAGAAUUGUAGUUGUAAGAUGUGCAUUGUAGUGUAUUUGCAGUUUAUUUUGUAUUAAUAAUGAAGGCUCAAAGCUCUGCUUGAUAAUUGAACGAAGUUAAAUAUCUGUAGGAUUAAUUGUUUUACAGAUCCUCAGUGUUUUUGUUUUUUAAAAGCUGUAAUUUGACAAAAAUGUCUUUAAUAUGUUUAUGACACAGCAGAUUGUAUUACUGUAGCAUGGAUUCUAUAAUUGGAAAUACAAGCCAACACCCAUUUCAGAUCUAACCAAAGUACAGUUUGAAGUCAUGGUUAGUGCAAGUUCUUUUAAAGUUUACUUACUGAGUUUCUUAAAGUAGUUUUACUGCUGUAAGACAAGUGUACAGUACUUUUAUUAAUUUUGAAAUCUUAUAUGGGUAGAGAGUAGGACUUACGCCAUCAUUCUGGGUUACCUUACUACUGAGACAUGUUAUUAAAUGUCUGGGGAGCCCAUAUGAAGAAUGUAAAGGUCACAUAAACAGGCGAGAACUCUAGGGAGUCAAGAUGGGUUUAUGGGCCAUGAAAGACUGCUUGACAUCAAUAGCAAAGGCCCAUUAUAGCUCCUGAUUCCCGAGUUCUUUGCAGCUUCCCUUGGCCCCUAGUUGCAACCCCUUUCAUUCCUUUUAUUGUACCUCCAUUCAUAUUCUUUUUCAUCCUACUUUUCUCCCUCUCCUAACAAUUGAUUUACAGUGGUAUCUCGACAUACAAAAUUAAUUCGUUUCGAGGCGGCCUUUGUAACCUGAGCUUUUCGUAUCUUGAACCGCAUUUUACAUGUAAAUUGCCUAAUUCGUUCCAAGCCCUACAAAAACACCCCAGUAAAUUUUAUAAUAAAGCUAAAUUGACCAAUAAACAAUGAAAUACAACAAUUUGGACCAUUCAGUACCUAACUUAAUACAUACUACUAAUAUGUACUACAUAGUACCUGUAAAUAAAGUGUAUUAGUGUACAUGGUAUACAAGAAAUACUGUACGUACAUAUGUACGUAUGUAGUAAAAUGUGGAACCUUAAGUUUCGAGUGAGGCUAUCUCCAAAAGUGGCGACAGAGGAGGAGGACAAACGGCAGAAAACUUGUUAGUAUGUACACUUAACUUUACAAAACAUAUUAAAAAAUGUCAGGAAACAUAGUUAGUACUAAACUUUACGAAACACAUUAACAAAACCGUAACACUUAACUUUACUAAAAACUUAAAAUAAAAUUUUUUUAAAUUUAAUUUUACAUUUUUUUUAUACUUUAUUAUACUUUACGUUUUUUACACAAUUUCAAUUUCUUCACCAUUUUCAACUUUCUGUUUUUUUGUAGUAUCAAUUGGCUCAUCCUUUUUGCUUACUCCUACUAAAGGCCUCUUUAAAAAAUAACUAUCCAAGGAAGAUUGCUUCUGCCUACUUUUCACAAUGUUCCUGAAACGACUCAGGCAAACGUCAUCGAACUGCGCAAGCAUACGACCUGUGUAAGCCUUUUCGGGGUGUCUCUUUUCUACAAAUGAUUGCACCUUAUGAAAAGCAGCUAGAGCAUCCUUAAUUUUUGCCGUUGUCAUAGGGUCAUCCUCCUCCUCCUCGCCGCUGCUAGAGAACUCUUCUUGAAGGACGUUAUGUUGCAUGGCCUCCAACUCCUUCAGGUCAUCCGUCGUAAGCCCCUCUUGGUGCUCCUCGAGAAGAUCAUUGAUGUCGUCCUCGUUGACGACCAGCCCCAUGGACUUGCUGAAUGCAACGAUCUUGUCAAGAUCUGGUUGCGAAACAGUUUCAGGAUCGUCAACUCUUUCUGAAUCUGCAUCAGCCCUUGGAAGGUGUAGCUGCUUUGAUGGCUUCCUUCUGCUUAAGGAUGGUGCCUAUCGUCGACGGAUUUCAGCCGUAUUUCUUAGCAAUCACACUCAACCGCAUGCCAGCUUCAUAUUUUUUAAUGAUCUCCAUCUUCAUCUCCAUAGAAAGCAUCCUCUUCUUUCUGUGAACUUCAGCAACUUUCUUGGGACCCAUGAAUAUGUAUAUACUGUACGUAAUUAACCCUUAAACGCCGAAGCGGUAUUUUAAAAAUCGUCUCCCGUAUGCUGGCGGCGUUCGCGAGUGAGCACCGAAGCGGAAAAAACGUUUUUUCAAAAAAUCACAGCACGCUUAGUUUUCAAGAUUAAGAGUUCCUUUUUGGCUCAUUUUUAUGUCAUUGCGUGAAGUUUAGUAUGCAACCAUCAGAAAUGAAAAAAAUAUCAUUAUCAUAUAUAAAUAUUGGGAUAUAUGACAGCGCAAAAAAAAUUUCAUUUAUAAUUGUAUACAAAUCGCGCUGUGACCAAUACGGUUAAAGCUAACGAGUUAAUUUUUUUCGUUGUAUUGUACACUAAAUUGCAAUCAUUUUGGUAUAUAACUCAUUGUAAAACGAUCAAGGCAACACAGAAAAUAUUAUCACAAAAUGAUGCAUGAAUUCGUAACGCUCGGACGUAAAAAAAAGCUGUUUUAAAAAAUUCACCAUAAAUCAAAAUAUUGUGCUAGAGACUUCCCGUUUGUUGCAAAAUGAAGGUAAUUGAUUGAAUAUUACUAGACUGUAAGUGUUGUAGCUUACAAUUGCAGUUUUCGACCAUUUUGGUAGAGUUAAAGUUGACCAAAGGACGACUUUUUUCUAUUUAUCGUUAUUUAUAUGAAAAUAUUUCAAAACUGAAAAAAGCUACAACCAUAGGUUGUUUAUUGUUGUAUUCUACAUGAAAUUGCGCACAUUUUCAUAUAUAAAACUUUAUGUAACAGCUAAUUUAAAAUGGUGCAAACAUCACGACAAUCGGACGAAAAAAUUAAUGAUUUUUUCGGAAAAGUUACCGCUGGGGACGUAUUGAAAAAGUUUUUUCAUAAACUCACCAUAAAUCGAAAUAUUGUGCUAGAGACUUCCAAUUUGUUGCAAAAUAAAGGCAAAUGAUUGAAUAUUACUAGAAUGUAAUAGUUUUAGCUUACAAUUGCGUUUUUUUACCAUUUUGGUCGAGUCAAAGUUGACCGAAGGUUGAAAUUUUGGCACAUCGUUAUUUAUAUGAAAAUAUUUCAAAACUGAUAAAAGCUACAACCAUGGUUGCUUUUUGUUGUAUUCUACAUGAAAUUGCGCACAUUUUCAUAUAUAAAACUUUAUGUAACGGCUAAUUUAAAAUGGUGCAAACAUUACGAAAAUCGGACAAAAAAAUUUCUGAUUUUUUUCGGAAGAGUUACCACGCGGACGUAAGGAAAAUUUUUUUUUCUUCAUAAAUUCACCAUAAAUCGAAAUAUUGUCCUAGAGACUUCCAAUUUGUUGCAAAAUAAAGGUAAAUGAUUGAAUAUUACUAGAAUGUAAAAGUUUUAGCUUACAUUUGCGUUUUUUUACCAUUUCGGUCGAGUCAAAGUUGACCGAAGGUUGAUAUUUUGGCACUUAUCGUUAUUUAUACGAAAAUAUUCAAAACUGAUAAAAGCUACUACCAUGGGUUGUUUUUAGUUGUAUUCUACAUUAAAUUGAGCACAUUUCCAUAUAUAAAACUUUAUGUAACGGCUAAUUUAAAAUGGUGCAAACAUUACGACAAUCGGACAAAAAAAUUUAUGAUUUUUUCGGAAGAGUUACCGCGCGGACGUAAGGAAAAAGUUUUUUUUCAUAAAUUCACCAUAAAUCAAAAUAUUGUGCUAGAGACUUCCAAUUUAUUGCAAAAUGAAGGAAAAUGAUUGAAUAUUACUAGAAUAUAAGAGUUUUAGCUUACCAUUGCGUUUUUUUACCAUUUCGGUUGAGUCAAAGUUGACCAAAGGUUGAUAUUUUGGCACUUAUCGUUAUUUAUAUGAAAAUAUUUCAAAACUGAUAAAAGCUACAACCAUGAGCUGUUUUUUGUUGUAUUCUACAUGAAAUUGCGCACAUUUUCAUAUAUAAUACUCCAUGUAACAGCAAAAAUUAUAUCAAAGCAACGAAAUAAUUUCUGAGAUGUGUCACUGAUACUUUUUAGUGCGAGAAGAAAGAAAUUCGCGCUUGCGCGCCUGGGUAACGAUUGUAAACAAAACAACGCCAUGAUCCAUGAGUUCCCAGCAUCCCCCAAGGCGCUUGAUUCAAAAGUUUUUGCCUAGUAGGCCUAUAACUAUUUUUCCGCGAAUUUUUAAAAAAACUUUUUUUAUAUCGACGUACCAUACGUCCAAUCAGCACCCAACAGACAUUUAUAUCGACGUUUAAUAUGUCCAAUCGGCGUUAAAGGGUUAAGUUAUGUAGUAUACGUACGUACUAAAGUUCUCACGCAACACGAUAAAGUAGUACAGGCAGUCCCUGGGUUACGACGGUGUUGGCUUACGACGUUCCGAGGUUACAACGCUUGUCAAUAGACGUUAUUUCCAGGGUUACGACGCAUGUUCCAGGGUUAUGACGCAUGUUCCAGGGUUACGACAUCUACAACGCUCAUCUGGGAGAUGAAAUAUGACACCGAAAAUGCAAAAUAAUCAAUAUUUGAAGCUUUUUUUUGAUGAAAAAUGCCAUAAGAAUGCAGUUUACAUAGUUUUCAAUGCACCCAAAGCAUUAAAAGUAAGGUUUUCUUAGGAUUUUUGACGAUGUUUCGGCUUUCGAUGAUUUUCGGCUUACGACGCGUCUCAAGAACGGAACCCCUGUCGUAACCCGGGGACCGCCUGUACUACAAUGAAAUCACUAACGAAUUUACAUUAAUAAACGAAAUCGUAUAGAACGAACGAAUUUCGCGUGCGUACACAAAUGAUGCUGCUUCGGAGUGACCGAAGAACGCCGCUACGUUGAUGCACGAUGGGAGAGAUGCUGACCAAUAGGAGAGCAGGAUCUUAUGGUGGUGACUAGCAUCAGGAACCAAUGGGAGAGCGGUAGGAUGGUGGCGAGUCUAAACAGUUGGCGGCGUGCGAGUUUUAAAAUUGUUAUCGGUGGUCCGGGCGAAUCUCGGGACUAUACAGCAACAACCUUUCGUAACCUGAACUAUUUUUGUAUGUAGAGCCAAAAAAAUCUUCGUAUUUGCUUUCAUAACUUGAAUUUUUCGUAAGAUGAGGCUUUCGUAUGUCGAGGUACCACUGUAUAAUGCAACUGCAAGGUUUUCCUCCUGUAUCACCUUUCACACCUUUUUACUGUCAAUAUCCAUUUCAAUGUUGAAUGACCUCAUAGGUCUCGGCGGUUGGUCUUUGGCCUAAAUUCUACUAUAUUUUAUUUUACAAUGCUAAGGAAGCAACUCUCUAGACUGGUCCUAAUGAAAAUUUUAUGGUAGCAAGUCUUCAGACAAUAUCAUCCUGGCAUCCAGGUGCUUAUGCCAUCUGGCAAGCCAAGUGAACCAUUAUCUGUAAUUGGUGUCAGAGAAAUGUCCCUGAACUCUUACUGUUAUUUCAGGUGUAGAUUUCAUGUUUCUCAGACAUUCACAAUGGUGUCAGUCAAAGGCUACUAGUCGUCACAUUCAAGGGUACUAAAACGAAAAGUCUGAAUGCAUAGGCUCACCUGAUUUUAUAUUAAUGAAUUCUGUGGAUUAUAUAAUGAUUAAGGGUGGAGUUUAAAAGUAGUCUGGGAAAGCCUUAUCAAGGGAUCUUGCAAGGUGCUCAAGCAGGUAUUUAUUGCUUCAUGCUCUUGAAAUUAUCCCUUGUUUCUGUUUUGGCAGAAAGGCAAUGAAACUGCAUGUCUUCUGGUAGAUAUGACUUAGAUAAGAGGAUAGUUGUUAGUGAGAUUGUAUUCCUGUCGCCUUUGUCUAAUAAUAUCAAGAGCCAGAAAGUAAGAGGAUGUUAUGAAUCUGCAUGUUUACUACCUGCAUUAACAUAUUUCACUAGACAAUGAUAUUCUAUGUAUGUAAAAAGCACAAGUUCUGUCCAUCCAAAUCAUGGUACUGUGCUGUCCACAGUGCUCAGUGCUCUUUGUGUCCAAAAAUUUUCUUCAUGAAAUGUGAAAAAAAUUUACUGUGAAUGAGAGAAUGUUCCAGAGGUUAUGGAUCAGUCUCGUAACAGGACUAUGCAUCACACAAAUACUAUGCACAAGGUCAGAGCAUAAUGUGUUUUGUUUUGAAAAGGCACUGUCUUUUGCUGAAGUAUGAAUGUAAGUUGCUGGAGGAGAAACAUAAUUUUGCAGUGGUUUACCUCAGGGAUGUUAUCCAUCACUUGUAGAUGUUUUCAUUAGUAGUUGUAGGCAGGAAGACACACAGUGAAAAACUCAUCAUCUCUUUCUUCAAAAAGUAGAGGGCAGAUUAAUGUCAGAACCAAGUCUGUACUCAACAGAUGUUGUAAUUCAGUGGGAAAACUGAGCAGUGCAUUCCAAAUAGAUUAGCUUUCAAAGCAGAUGAAUGGUGGCUGGAUGCAUCCAAGGAUUAGAAUAAUUUUGGCAGUACUAGAAUUCUAAUAAAGUUUUGGGGCUCUGUACAAACUCCAAAUCUUCCAACAGGUGAGGUAAGUUGGUAAACCAUUAGAAUUGUCUCCUUACCUAGCUAGUGAAUUGAAAUACUAAGUAAAAAAGAGGUUUGUUUUGUAUUGAUGUCUGCAAAGUUUAGAAUCAUAACUGUUUUAUAGAUGAAGACCUGUCUUGGUGUAGACGUAUAUUUCUCUCAUCCCAUCCCAAUUAGCUCUCAUGUCUAUUUAGUGGUUCCUACACAGUUACAAAACUUUUAAAUAGGUUAGUUGUGGCCUGGUUAAAUGACUUAAUAUUAGGGAAGACGUUAACUCGCCUCACUUAAUGUAGGUAGGAAUUUGGUAGUUGGUUUGCCACAUCAUCUUAGCCUCAGGUCACAUGAGAAAUAAGAGGUCCAUAGCCACUGGGGACAAAAUUUGCUUUAAAUUUUGUAUUUUCAGUGGGGGCAGCAUUGUUCACCUCUAACUUCAUUUUUGUUUCAUGCAUAAUGAUAGAUGUAGUCACUCCAUAGUACGUAUAACUGAAAAACUAAAAACUGAUGACUACAAGAAAUUCUCGAUUAUAUGGUGAGGGAGAAAAAAUAGAACUUGUAUUGUAUACUUAUGAAAUCUUUUUGAGAAUGUAAAUUAUGACAAUAUAAUAUACUAUAAAUGUUGAGGUCCAGUCUUGUUUACUACUUUAAAAAAGUUCUCGGUAAUAACAUUCAUAUGACAUGUAACUUUUCUAGUUUUAUGUUUUGCACUUUUUAGUCUGUUUAUAUACAGUAUUUCCAAAAUAAUUGAGUGUUACUUGACAAGUGUGCUUUUGAAAAUGCUGCCAAGUUUUUCAUUGCUAAAUACCUGAAUUCCUCGAUUUGUCUUCCUGAAGACAGAUAUGAUUGGUCUUCUGGAAUUGUAGGUGGUGUAGGUGUAGGUCUACUGAGUUUCAAAGUUAUUCCUACUGCUUAUGAUUUAGGUACUAAGAGAAAGUAAGGAGCAUGAUCAUUUAUCUCAUUUACAAGCACUAGGAGUAUUUUGCGUCAGGUGAUAUGCCAGCUCCAGAGAUGCUAGGCAUCAGUUACAUUAGUUUGGUUUGGCAUCCAAUAUGUAUGUUAGUGUUUAAAUAUGUAGCAGUCAUGUGUUUGCUUGAAAGGAAAUUGUAAAUGAUGCCAUUAUUGGCAAUUAUAUGAUUAGGUGUUUAAAAACUUGUAAGAACUCAGACCAGUGAACAGUACUAAAGUCACUUGUAUUCUGGAGGUUUUGAGCUCAUAGGGUUGUUUGUCUCAGUCAUAAAUGCACAAACAAGUGUAAUGUCACUCUGCUCUUUUUGGGGUUCUUUUGUAUCUUUGGCCUAGUACUACUUUUGUAACUUUCAGGUAACAUCUUGAAUUAUCAUGACUUGAGAAACAUUUUGUAAAGAAUUAACAUGAUAGUAUAAGUAGUUGUUUCCAAAAGUUGGAUAUUUUAGGUAUGACUUUGUACAGAAUAUAUUUUUUCUUAUUUUGUGUCGAACUGAAACCUUGUUUCAUCAGGUCUCUCAUGUGAAAUCCCAGUGAGACUGUCUCGAAUAUAUUAAUGAUAAAGAAUAGGAGAACUGGUAAUGAUGUCCUUGCUUACUUUUUGUGCCUGUUCGGGCUCAAAGAAAUACAUGGUAUUCAUGUUAAAUGAGUUUCAAAAUUGGUGUCCUAAACACCAUUAUCAUCAUCACCUCCAAUGCUGCAUGACAGAAAGGGCCUCCGUGAAAUUCCACCAUUCAUGCCUUUAUUGUGCUCCGUCUUCCACAAAUCUCCUCUCCCCUUCAUCUUCUUAUCUCAGUUCUCAUCCAGAUAGGUUUGGGCCCUCCAACUCCUCAGGUCCUCAUGAGAGACUGGCUGAAAAUGUUUUGUAUACUAGCCAUUUCCAUAAUCCAUUCAAACAUUGCUUCAUCUUCAUAUGUAACAUCUGUAAUGGGAAAUACCCUCUACACCAAUGACUAUUAUUUUGAGAAGUGCUGUUAAGAGAUCCUGCAUAUAAAAGAUUUAUCCCAGCUGAGAAGUUAGGAGGCAAGAGAAUGUGCAAAAUUGAAGGCAGUUGCUGUGCUAUGACUCAAUGGUCUGGCUAACUUACCUGAUACUAAUAUGCAUAUUUGGCAGUGCAGAAAGGAAGAGAUUUCUCUUUUGGAUAUCUGUUCUUGGUAUGGUAGUGCCAGUAACUUGUAGAAUAACUCCUGCGGAUUGCUAUCCACGAACUGGGAGGGAAUAGAAAACGAUGCUAAUCAUUCAUCAUGCACUGAGGGAUUUUGAGUCUUUGCCAUGAAUUCUGGGACAAAUUCAAAGGUCACAGACACCCAACCCCUGGUGUGUUUAACAUCAUAACUCAGGGAUACCUCAGGAGGUCAUCAACAGUUUACCAUGGCAAGUGGGCUGUCUACUGUGGUGUCGUCGAUGGGGUUGCUCUCCACUCGGAACUUCUGUUCAGCGAAUAGCAGAGUUUCAAGCAAUCCAAGAGAACCCAAGCCUCUGACGUGGGAUCUUACUCUUGUUCUGAGUAAUCUCACUUGAGCUCCAUUCGAGCCGCUGCAUUGAUUGUCAGACAGAGAUCUGACUCGGAAGACAGUUUUCCUUUUGGCUGUACCUUCCUCGUAGAGAGUUGGAGAGCUUCGUGGCCUGAGUUAUGGUGUUAAACAUACUUGGGGUAGGGGGUCUGUGGUGUUUGAAUUUGUCCCGAAAUUCGUGGCUAAAGAUUCAAAAUCCCUCGGUACAUGGUGAUAGAUGUGCCUUGUUUUCACUUCCUUCCCUGAAUGAAUUUGAGGAAAGUGAUCCACAGGAGUUAUUGCUUGUCCCGUCAGAGCUGUAUUGCUAUCUAAAAAGGACUCGUCACCUAAGGCCUAGGUGUCGUAAGCUUUUUGUAGGCAUGGGCCAAACUAAGAAAGAAGUGUCCAAGAAUACUGUUUAAUUCUGGCUUUGUGAGGUGAUAAACAAUCGUACUGCUCACCUUCAAGUUCUGUCACAGUUACUUUGCAUGUGCGAGCGACAUCAGAGGAAUGGGUUCCUCUCUGGCUUUUAAAAAGAACUUGUCUGUUCAUAGGAUUUUGAAUGCUAGUUUUUGGGUUUGGCAAACCACUUUCACUUCCUUUUACCUGAAGGGCAUUGCCCACAAGUUUUUGGAUACUUUUUCAUUGGGUCCG